CUCGCCAGUCGGCAUCAACUCUCUCCUCAUAAAGUUGAUCUUUUAUGUAGGCUAAUGGGUCUUCAUAUGAUGGUGGUGGUGUUUCGGAAUGCUGAAGUCGUGAGAUGACCCAAGCCACGAAAACAGUGUACGAUACACAUCGUCUAGACAGAAGCAAAGAGGAAUCAUCCACGCAGCAAACCAAACCUAUCCCCAUUCUAACUUCCGCCGCGAGUGGAAAAAGCCAUGCCAACAUACGUAGUCACCGGCGCCAGAGCUGGCAUCGGCCUGGAAUACAUCAACCAACUAAGCAAAUCCCCCUCCAACACAGUCAUCGCCCUCGUCCGCUCCACCGCCCCUUCCACAGACCUCUCGGCCCUCGAAGCCAUCCGAUCCUCCAGCACCGCCACGACGCACAUCCUCGAAUGCGACGUCUCCUCCGAGGCAUCCAUCGCCGCGCUCCCCGGCCGGCUGUCAGCAGCCCUCCAAGAGAGCCGCGGGACGCCGGCUAAAGUGGACUUUCUCAUCAACAACGCCGCGACGCUGCAAUUUGCGCACCAGACGAGCUUGACGCUUGAUAAGGCGGGACUGGACGUGCACAUGGAGACCAACGUGCUCGGCCCGGCGAGGAUGGUGCAGGUCUUGCUACCCUUCCUGACAGCCGAGGGCGGUAGCGAGAAGGACGGUGCGGAGGCUGCUGGCGAGGGCGAGGAGAGGAUCGCCGCGGUCGUCGCCAACAUUACCUCCGGCGCGGGCAGCCUGGGCUGGACCAGCGACGGCCGCGUCGGGAUGCUGGCGGGCUACUCCAUCAGCAAGGCGGCGCUGAACAUGCUGACGGUGCAUCAGGCGCGGGAGUUGAGGGGCCAGGGGGUCGUUGCGGUGGCUGUCGAUCCGGGUCAUGUCAAGACUGAUUCUGGUGGGCCUGGGGCGACGGUUGAGGUGGAAGAUAGUGCGGGGGGUAUAUUGGCUCUGCUGGCUGGGCUCAAGAGCGCUGAUAGCGGGAAGUUCUUUUUGUACAAUGGAACGUCUGUCCCGUGGUAG
Messenger RNA from Colletotrichum scovillei, 1020 nucleotides. Its product is annotated as C-signal protein. Bases 226 to 1020 code for a protein of 264 amino acids. The transcript has a single exon. The record is from RefSeq and is a predicted model, not a curated record. NCBI's taxonomy places the organism in Eukaryota, Fungi, Ascomycota, Sordariomycetes, Glomerellales, Glomerellaceae. Gene Ontology annotation, molecular function: oxidoreductase activity, acting on the CH-OH group of donors, NAD or NADP as acceptor.